CUCUCUUUCUCUUUCUAUUUCCAUUCUUUCCUCAAACCAUUCUCUAAGAACCCUAGCCCCCAAAUUCACGGCAACAAGAAAGGCAAGUCGGCAACAAAGACAGCGAUGAGUGCGGCUUCUAGGUUUUACACAUGUUUCGUCGAUAAAAUCAAGCUUCAUUCUGCCCCCGAGGCCUAUUCGUAUUGCUCGGCUCCAAGACAAGUAGUUUCGUUCAUUUAGUACGGAGGAAACCAAGGAUAAGCCUGUAUUUUCUGCAAUCUGCAGGCUUAUGGAGUCUGCAUCUUCCAUCAGUUUUCUUAUGAAUUCUGUCAUGGUUGGAUUGUACAGGCGACGUCACUCACUUAAUGACCUACCGUUGUUGCUCGGAUCCAGGCAGAUAGGUGAUGGCGACUGCUGUCGCAGGCUGGCGGCGACAUGUGAUGGCCGUCGAUAGCGGCCAACAACGAGAUGGAAGUAAGAACAAUGUUUGUGCAGGCUUCAAGAAUGCCACCUCGUCAAAAUUGCAGUAUUUGUUUUCCUUUUUUCUCUUGCUUUCUUGGAAGUACAGGAAAGAGUAUGGGCUCCCCAAGGAAAGGGAAUCCCUCCUCCCUUACCAAUUUGCUUUUUGAUUUCUUGCCAUUGCUUAGACACAAAAAGGGUUCUCUAUCCAAAUGUAAAACGAAGGAAUCAACCAUUAUGCCAAUCAUAGUGGUCACAAUGGAAAGUCAUCAAUGAAAUAAUGUUCUGCUUCUUGUUUUCUUGGAUUUCUCUGCACAAGAACCAGAGGAAGUGGAGGACCCAGAUUCUUGAAGGUCUCAUUUGUAAAAACCCUUCCCACCAUCGAACCCUUUCACCUACAUUUCUCCUUUCCCCCCUCUGAUUACUUCUCAGUACAAGAAAAGCAGGCGCAAAAGAAGGGUUUUCUAAAAACCCCUCCAAAACAGAGAGGAAAAACCAACAGAGGGGUUAGGGUUUAGUACCACUGGCGGAGGGUUUAUUACUCCAAUUGAUGGAAGCGAAGAUGUGUUUCUUUCACCAAUCAGCACACCCAGGAAAAGCGGCAUUGGAGGUGGAUGCGACACAAAAAUCCAACAAAGAAAGCCCACUGAUGACAGUCCGUGAUGCUUUAAAUUCAGCACUUGACGAAGAAAUGUCUGCUGAUCCCAAAGUCUUUCUAAUGGGUGAAGAGGUUGGUGAGUACCGAGUUGCGUAUAAGAUCUCCAGAGGGCUUUUGAAGAAAUAUGGCCCUGAGCGGGUUCGUGAUACACCUAUCACCGAGGCUGGAUUUACCGGUAUUGGAGUUGGAGCAGCAUAUUUUGGCCUAAAGCCUGUAAUAGAGUUUAUGACCUUAAACUUCUCAAUGCAGGGGGUGGGGACUGAGGAUAAAGGAGGUUAUGGAGGAUUUUAUGGGUGCAAUUUGAGCUUUUUCAAUGCUCUGAACAUGAAGAGUUUUAUAUGCAUUCUUUAAUACAGAAAAAUAAAAACAAAAAUGGUUAAGACAAUGUCUGGGAGGCAACUUACACGGUGAUUGAAGGCUAUUGAUCACAUUAUUAAUUCGGCUGCAAAAUCAAAUUACAUGUCUGCCGGUCAGAUAUCAGUGCCUAUUCAGAGGCCCAAAUGGUGCUGCUGCUGGCGUAGGUGCUCAACAUUCGCAGGUAUGAAUUUAAACCAAUUGGCUGGAAGUCCUAGUUGAGAUGUCUUUGUAAUGUUUAAGCAUGUGAGUAGUGUUAUAGUUACAUCUUUAUCUUGUUAUUGACCUAGAGCACUGCCAUGCCACUUUGGUCUAUACACUGUCCAGUGCUCCACAUCCUAAACCAGAGGUAACUCUAGAUGAAGUGGCUUUCUGCUGCUGGUUAAGGGAGAGAGAAUAUAGGACAUCACUGACUAUUUCAUAUCUAGCAACUAACAUAGGACUAAAUGGAAAACCAUUGGAAAAAGAUCCCUUUGAUGGACUAAAAUGCUUUAUGUCAUGCAUCUAACCUGAUAAUUAAGAAAUGUUCAAGAAGGUGAGGGGGAUGCUUCCUGUUCAAUGAAGCUGACUUGAAGUAGCAUGUUCCAAAAGAAUACAAGAAAGAAUCCUUCAUAUUUGGGGAGCACUAGAAGGUAGGAUACAUGAGUAAUCGCACUUGUAUUUACGAAGAAACUCUCAAAUUGGGAAAAAAAACAAUUAUUUGCCGUGCUUCUUACCAUCAGGCUCUGGCCUAUGAUGUAUGCCAUCCAAAAAGUUCUAUUAAUGGACCAUUGUAUGAUCAAGUUUAACCACAACAGUAUUCCAAAGCAACUAAUUUUUA
Molecule: messenger RNA, 2270 nt
Organism: Sesamum indicum (sesame)
Lineage: Eukaryota; Viridiplantae; Streptophyta; Magnoliopsida; Lamiales; Pedaliaceae
Source: RefSeq, a predicted model, not a curated record